AUUAAUUUUGAAUUCACUGUUUUGAUUGUGUGACGGUUGCGUUUAAAAUUUGUGUCUUCUUAUUUUUGGUAGAAAUUAAUAUAUUACUACCAAAACAUAUCAUGUAUGAGUCAAAAGGAAACUCAAAUUCAACCGUAUCAGAAGACCCAUGUCUGGUUAUGAGUCUUAAAGGACACAAAAAGUCGAUUACAGAUGUGUGUUUCAACCCAGGCACCAAACAAUUUGCAAGUAGCAGUGAAGAUAAUUCUUUAAUGAUAUGGAAUAUGGACCAGAAUAUUCGAAGUUACAAUUUCUCAGGUCACAAUGACAUUGUCACCAGUGUAGAAUUUUCUUCAGAUGGAAAAUUACUAGCAUCCAGUUCCAAGGAUCAAAAUGUUCGGUUUUGGGUACCAACAAUUAGAGGUGAAACAUGUGUGUUCAAAGCACAUACUUCAGCUGUUAACUGCGUUAGUUUCUCUCCUGAUAACAAAAAAAUAAUAACAGGAUCCAAUGACAAAUCUGUGAAAGUAUGGGAUGUAUCAAAGAGGCAGUUUAUUUCUAGUCUUGUAGGACAUAAUAAUUGGGUGAGGUGUGCUAAAUACUCCCCUGAGGGAAACUUUGUUGUGUCUGGCGCUGAUGAUCGCACUAUUCGAGUUUGGGAUCCAAAAACUUCUCAGUGCGAACAUGUAUUUGUAAGCCAAAGUAGUAGUCCAACAUAUCUGUCAAUUCACACUAACAACAACACAGUGGCAGUUGCUAUGGACUCGGGUUCCGUUAGAGUAUAUGAUUUACGAAAUAAAAAACUUCAGCAGCAUUAUACUCUUCAUGAGGGUUCUACCACUUGUGUGUCUUGGCAUCCAACAGCAAACUUUUUCUCAAGUUGCGGGAAAGAUGGUAAGAUUCGUAUUGUACAAAUUUGUUGGAUUAAAAAUAAAUUGCGAGUACCUAGGUCGUCGAAAAAAUCUUGA
This is a messenger RNA of Leptinotarsa decemlineata (Colorado potato beetle), 947 nucleotides long. RefSeq names its product POC1 centriolar protein homolog A-like. The record is from RefSeq and is a predicted model, not a curated record. Lineage: Eukaryota; Metazoa; Arthropoda; Insecta; Coleoptera; Chrysomelidae.